ACUCUACAAAAAAACAUAUAAGGUCUCUCCUUGGAGUCAGUGCCAGUGGACUCCGCCGCUCUCACACGACUGACUUGUCGGAGCGAAGCAAGCAAACGGAAAAUGCAGAGUAGCAUAGCAGCAGCAGAAACAGUUGGUCACAACGAAGACCUCCUCAAACAGCUUCUCCUGCGCUUACCAGCUAAAUCACUCAUCCGCUUCAAAUGCGUCUCUAAGCUUUGGCUCUCUCUCAUCUCCAGUCCCAAAUUCUGCGACUCCCACACCCUCCGAAACCCAAUCCUUAAAUUCCCCUCCGCCUUCUUCUUGAGCAGAACCGCCACAACAGACCCCCAAUUCAUCUCCCUCCUUCCAAGCACCAAUCCAAACCCAUCCAAGCCUCUCAAUUUCAUCCCCGACCCACAAGGCCUCCAGAUUCUUCAGUCCUGCAAUGGCUUGCUCUUGUGUUGUUCCUCCACAGAUAAAUUCACAAUCUCCAGACAAUUCAAAUUCUAUGUUGUCAAUCCCACAACUAGCCGAUUCUCGGAAAUAGCUCUUCCACCUCCCUCUCCUACUAAACCCGAACCCGCAAGGCUCUUGAGUGUUGCUUUGGCUUUUGAUCCUUCCAAAUCGCUUCAUUAUAAGCUGGUUUGCGUUUCGGGCUCGGGUACCAUUCCUUCAUUGCAUCUGGAGAUUGAGAUUGAGAUAUAUUCGUCUCAUACUCGAACCUGGAGGGCUGGUGAGUCUACUCAUAUGUGGUUUCCAUCAAUUGGUAAGUUCCUACCCGGUGUAUACUGCAAUGGGAGGAUUCAUUGGCUCAGCACGUUUUGUUGGUUGGUUUACUAUGACAUAGAUGAAGAGCAUUAUGGAGUGGUGGAUGAGCUGGGUGCUCCCGGUUUUUCGGUGGAGAAGGAAUGCAUGUGUUUUGGGGAGUCUGGUGGCCGUUUGCAUCUUAUUGAAAUGUAUGGGAGUGGCCUAAACAAGCUUCGUGUGCUGGAGAUGGGGAAGGACUACUCUGGCUGGUUUGUCAAGUACCGGGUUGAUCUUAAUCUCAUGACUCCCGCCUUUCCUUAUACUCCUGCUGCAUCCUGUCGUCCAUUUUUCUUUCUUGAUGCGGAGGAAAACGAGGAACAGAAUCCAGUUCUUGUGCUGCGCAUGGGUUAUAAGUUCAUCUCCUAUGACAUCAGGGAUAAGAGCUGUAAGACACUCUGUGAUUUGUUCAUACCUUCGCUGGUUGGAUGGAGAGAUGCCUAUCAAUAUAUGGAGACUUUGGCUUGUGUGUAAAUGGUCCUUAUAUAUGAUCUAUGCGAUGUAACAAAUUCAGCUGCCUCCUUGGUUCUUAUGCUUAAAGUGCUAGUUCAAAUUGUUUGGGGGAUAUGAGGAACCUUCUGCCAGUAAGUAAUAAGCCUUAUGCGAUCUCCAUUUCUGUUGAAAAGUUACAUAUUGCUAGGCGCUAUCUUAUGUUUUAGUCUAUAAGUAUGCCUACGGUAGCUUUCCUUUGUUACGUUGGAUUACAAGUUGAUGCCAUUUUAAAAUUUCAAGUUGUGGUAAAGAAAAAUUAGUUCUUAUCUUCUCCUUGUACAAGCUAUAGCCAGUAAUAACUGCGCCAGGUAAAUAAUGUGCUUAUUAGUCCCAAAACUGACUUGGUAUGCUGAUGCCCUUUUGGCCACGUAGCUUCAUAUUGAUUUGGGGAUUGUAAUUUUACUGAUUAUUGUCAUGAAAUGCCUGUGUGGCAAUCGAAGCCCCGAAAGCAGCAAGAGGCCAAAAUCAGUAACGAGGAUAAUGUCUUCUCCUGUGUCGGAGAUGGGCCGGAUUGGUUCAAGGAGAUGAUUUUCUUAAUUUCAAUGAACUGUUAAUUUCAAUGAACGGUUUUCUUAUUUGAUCAA
This is a messenger RNA of Rosa rugosa (rugosa rose), 1862 nucleotides long. RefSeq names its product F-box protein At5g07610-like. Lineage: Eukaryota; Viridiplantae; Streptophyta; Magnoliopsida; Rosales; Rosaceae. The coding region runs from base 103 to 1260 and encodes 385 amino acids. Gene Ontology annotation, molecular function: protein binding. The transcript is spliced from 2 exons. The record is from RefSeq and is a predicted model, not a curated record.